AUGCACGCUUCGGGCGACUCUUUGAGCGGAUUGAACUUGGAGGGUCUUAGGGUUCAACUAGCCUCUUUCGCGGCGGAAAGAGGCUGGGAAAAGUUCCACACUCCAAGGAACUUGCUCCUAGCGCUGGUUGGAGAGGUCGGAGAGCUUUCUGAGCUAUUUCAGUGGAGAGGUGACGAGGAUGCGCGACCGGGUCUUCCGGACUGGGACGACGUCGCGAAGACCCGGGUCGGCGAUGAGCUUGCUGAUGUGCUGCUUUAUCUCAUCCGAUUGGCUGACGCGUGCGAAAUCGACCUGUCCCAAGCAGUAGCCGCUAAGCUUCAGAAGAAUGCCACAAAGUAUCCAGUCCAGAAAUGCUUCGGUAGCUCCGCGAAAUAUACAACAUUUCAAUAA
Micromonas commoda is the source of this 390-nucleotide messenger RNA. It is a transcript of the gene XTP3A, whose product is annotated as xtp3a-related NTP pyrophosphatase. Gene Ontology annotation, biological process: nucleoside triphosphate catabolic process. NCBI's taxonomy places the organism in Eukaryota, Viridiplantae, Chlorophyta, Mamiellophyceae, Mamiellales, Mamiellaceae. The transcript has a single exon. The record is from RefSeq and is a predicted model, not a curated record. Gene Ontology annotation, molecular function: nucleoside triphosphate diphosphatase activity. The coding region runs from base 1 to 390 and encodes 129 amino acids.